Molecule: messenger RNA, 631 nt
Organism: Podospora bellae-mahoneyi
Lineage: Eukaryota; Fungi; Ascomycota; Sordariomycetes; Sordariales; Podosporaceae
Exons: 2
Coding region: 53-631 (192 amino acids)
Source: RefSeq, a predicted model, not a curated record
CCUGUGUUCAAGGCCGUGCUCUUUGGUCCUUGGAAAGAGUCAAGCCCAGCAAAUGGAUCAGACUGGACCGUCACAUUACCAGAGGACGACCCUUGUUGAUUUUAGGCUCAUACUCAACAUCGCACAUGGCAAUUUUACUGGUGUGUCAAGAGCCAUCUCGUUUGGCGCAGAGCUUUACAACCUACUCAUCCUUUGUGACAAAUACGACCUGACAGCGUUGAUCGGUCCCUGGGUUAGGAAGUGGCUUUUCCUGUUCCACAUUCAGCAUGUGAUGCCAGUACCAAUGCUGCCAUUCAUCAUCUGGGAAAGACUCAUCCAACUAAGAGUCGAGCUCAAUAGAGCGCGGAUGACGCGGGCCUUUAAGGAACAGAGCGCAGGUUUUCAUCGCUACAUGCUGGCAUCGAACCAUUCCUUUAACAAGGGCACGGGGGAGGUUGUGGUCGGUGUCAGCGCUCUGGGGGCGCGAGUUGGGGAAUUGCUGGAUUGGAUGGCAGAGGGGUUUUAUACUAUCGUGAAAGAAAGUACUCGUGAUCCUGUGGUGCCGGAGACUCUGAUUGGAUACUGGAAUUACGACAAACACUGGACUGUACAAUGGGGAGGUCGUUUUGUGUCACCAGAGGACAUGGAAUAG